Eufriesea mexicana is the source of this 1059-nucleotide messenger RNA. It is a transcript of the gene UbcE2M, whose product is annotated as NEDD8-conjugating enzyme UbcE2M. NCBI's taxonomy places the organism in Eukaryota, Metazoa, Arthropoda, Insecta, Hymenoptera, Apidae. The transcript has 4 exons. Bases 149 to 694 code for a protein of 181 amino acids. The record is from RefSeq and is a predicted model, not a curated record.
UUCUGUUCCGUCCACGUGAAAUCAGUCGUAAAUUUACAGUAAUUGUUUCCAUUGUCAAAAAGUUUUGUUGCGUGCAUCGUACCUGCGCGCGUGGCCGAUCGAGGAAGAAGACUUUUGUGCCUUCCACGCCGGGCAUCGCCACUCUAUCAUGAUAAAAUUAUUUUCAUUAAAACAAGCGAAAAAGGAUGGCGAGUCGCCGAAGGCUGGCACUCAAAAGAAGGCAUCUGCAGCACAAUUGAGAAUCACAAAAGAUAUAAAUGAGCUUAAUCUUCCAAAAACAUGUGGAACAGAGUUUCCUGAUCCAGAUGACCUUCUUAGCUUUAAGCUAAUUAUUUGUCCAGAUGAGGGAUUUUAUAGAGGUGGCAGAUUUGUCUUCAGUUUUAAAGUUGGGUCAAAUUACCCACAUGAACCACCUAAAGUAAAGUGUGAAACACAAGUUUAUCAUCCUAAUAUUGAUUUGGAUGGCAAUGUGUGUUUGAAUAUUUUGAGAGAAGAUUGGAAACCAGUUCUUACAAUUAAUUCUAUUGUUUAUGGACUACAAUAUCUUUUCUUGGAACCAAAUCCAGAAGAUCCGCUAAAUAAAGAUGCUGCAGAAGUUCUGCAAAAUAAUAGGAGAGCAUUUGAGCAAAAUGUAGCAAAAGCAAUGAAAGGUGGCUAUGUUGGCGCGUUUUAUUUUGAACGAUGUCUUAAGUGAUAUUAACGUUCACUUUAUCCGAGGACACACGGAGGACAGAGAUCGAGAGUAGAACUCCUUCGUACUCUAAAUGUGUUCCUCUCGUCCAUCUUAUACGUUUUAACGGACCUCUCUGCGUCUUCAUGAGUGCUUCAUACCUUUGGUCAGUAAACCAUUGGUAAGAAAUGUCACUGAUGCGCUGUUUUCUCGGAGUUGUGGGAUGCUUUUUAUUUUUCUUUAUUUCUUUUCCCUCAAAUAUAACAAAGGAUCAAAGUUGUAUUUAUGUUUGCAAGUUUUUAUUCACUAGUGAUUCUUUGUCAAAGAUAAUUAAAAGUAGUGAUUCAUUAUAAAGUAUUAUCAAGUAGCGAUUCAUUGUCAAAAAUAAU